AUGAAUGCCGAAGAGAUGUGGUUCUCCGCGCGCCGGUGCCCAAUAAGUUUCCACGAAAGUCGUUCAAUGCAAAAAGAUUCGGUAAAUGGCGUAAAUCUAUUAAAAGCGUGACUAACGCGAUUAACUUUUCAAUGAAAUAUUCCGUAUCGACAGAAAUCCAACGAGAGCGUUCGAGGAGUUUUCGUUACUUGAAAAGCGGUAAGCAUCUAUCUAUAUGCGAUACGCCAUCCAAAAUGACAUCGCGAAAUAAAUCGUAAAUGUAUAAGAAUAAUGUUACAACUCAAAAAUGUAGAUUUUCCAGUACAGUCGUUUAAAUGUUUUUCGUGUCUUGUAAUAAUUCUCGUCGAGAUAUUGGAUUUUUUAGAUUUUAAAUUUUGUUGGGGGUGGCUGUACUAGUGUUUACUUUGCGGUCUAACAUUAACAAGUUUUUUUUGAUGACAUUAAGAAUAACCAUCAUAAAUGUUCAGUUUUCGUCACUAUUUUAAGGUAUUAUACGAUCUUCCCGAAAAGUAUAUUUCACACCAUAUCGAUAUUUUGAACACGUAAGUGGUUGUUGGACGCAGUAGAAGGAGAUUUCAAUACAGUAGGAUUCCAGGAGUGUAGUUUUGAAAUAUUCCAGAACCGCAAUAUGCGGGAGGUAAUAGCGGUAAAAACUCUGAGACGAUCUAAAACCCAGAGAAAAGAACAACAAAAAUAUACUCUUACUCGAAUAUUUUACAAAUCUGUCUUGUUAGGCUUGCAGUCCUGUAUAAUGUAGUCUGCAGAUCUAGUGUUAUAGUGACUUGCCGAAUCUGCGCGUUGUAUUGUUUCGACGCGUCGGUCCGCAUUGACGCGGCUGCUGCUGUAUAACGUCUUGGUCGCAACGGGUAAAAAAAAAAACCGCACAGUUUAUAGUCGGGCCACCGUCGUCGUCGACACGGUACGGUCGUAAAUAUCCGUAUACGCGUACAUACCAACAACUUCCGGUCAGUUUCCGGUUCACGGAGUGUGUGUGCGGAUAGAUAAUAUGCAGAUAAUAUCCGGAGGGGAGAGAACGGGCGAAACAGACGGUAUUUCGGCGUGUCCUGUCGCGUCUCGUACCGUCGCGGCGGUGACAGCUUCGACCGGACGUGCGGGGGCCCCGUUUAAUUGGUUAACAAAUCCGGUCGCCCGUUUCCAGCUCUCGUCGUCUUCGGAUUCGGACGGACCGUCGCCGCCGUCGACGGAUUCGGACACGCCGAGAAGAAGUUAUCCGAUAAAAUAUACAACGACGGCGACAACGCCGUGCGGCGAUCGGUCGGUCGGUUCGCCGCACGCCGAAUAAUAUUAAUGGCCGGUGCUCGGGGCGCGUUAAUUUAUCGCCGGAGUGAAGAGGAAAAAAAAAAAACAACAACAAAACCCGAGGAGAAAAAAAAAUAAUAAAGAAACGGCCGUCGUCUUCGUCGUCUCCGUCUUGUAUAUUAUUGUCGUCGUCGUGUAUAAAUGUGAACGCGCGCGAGUGUGUGUGUGUGUGUGUGUGUGUGUGUGUGUGUAUGUGUGUGUGUGGAAACGACAACGGGUAUAUCGCGUCUCUUCACGUGUGAACGUUUUUUUUUUUUUUUUUCUUACCCGCGUCUCUUUCUCCAUAUAUUAUUUUAUACACGCGCCCGUUCGUAUACAUGUAUAUAAAUACACACACACGCACACACACACACACACACACACACGAAUUCCUAAAUAAAUAUAAAUCUAAUUGGAUCCGAGAGACGACGGCGUUUAUAAUAUUAUUAUUAUAACACGACGAUGAUCGGGUUUUUCAGCUGCAUUUCCGAGCGUUUGGGUAUUUUUUACGGUAUAUUUUUUAAUAUUGUUAUUGCGCAGUGUGGCGUUGUGCGUGUGGAAUUUUACCGCGGCCAUCGUAUAAUAUUAAUACCGGACGAUCUGGGAACAUUCGAAUUUCGUUUGUAAUUUUUUUUUUUUUUUUUUCACUUCCCAACCCGGAGAGGACACGAACAAACGGUAUUCAACGAUAUUUUUGUACUGCGCCGCAAGAACGAUUGAUGCGCCUCUAAAUAUGUCUUUUGGUAUUGUAGGUACUGACUAAAAUCUGCCUAAAAGUACCAACGAAAAGUGAGCUUUUUUUAUAGUUUUUCAAGUCCAGUGCAUUGAGGAGGUUAUUUUUCGAUUUUCUAGGCAGUUUUAAAUUCAAAAGCUCAAAUUUUUACGAUAAACAUAAAAUGUGCGGCUUUACAAAACUUGUAUUAUCGAACUCCAGAAUCGUAUUUAGUUGAAUGCAUUAUGAAUUAAAUAACUUGAAGUAUACUACCUUUUCAACUUCCUACCUAUUUCAUACUGGACAUAGCAAGUGUUUUACUAUGAUGUGUGUGGUUUUUUUUUCUAUCUGUAAACAACUUUUCGAACAGAAAACGCAUUGCAGUCGGGAAAUAACAAGAGACAUUUUUUUGUUACAUUUCGGAUCUAGUUGGUGCAUCAAUGAGUUCAUUUGUUGAUUUUCCAAUAUGGGAUUUAAAAAAAAUUUGGAAAUCCGAAAAAAAAUUAUUAGAAAAAUGGUCAAAUAUGUUCGUCCUGUCGGGGGAAAAACGUUGAAAGAACGGGAGAAAUUAUUUUCAAUUUUGUUUUUUUGUUAUAAUUCGGAUAAAAAUAGUGGCAGAGACUUGGAAUUUUUACAGGUUUGUAUUGGCCUAUUCCAGACGUAAUUCGUUUUCAAAAUAUUCUGAAAAUAUUUUGUUUUAAUAAAAACUUGUAUAAUAUUCAAAUAAAAAUAAUCGUAUAUUAAUUAAUCACAAAUAAUAAUUUGUAUAGACUAAUGCCAAUACAAGUAAUUUAAGUUAUAGUUCAAUAAAGAUAACAAUAAAAACCAAUUGAAAUUAACAGUUUGAUAAACAUAAAAACUAGAAAAAUAAACAAAUCGUAAAAGCAAAAUAUUAAGUGAGAUUUAGCAUAUAUAAAAAACCGUAAGGACGAAAUAUCGUGUCUUUUUCACAAGUGCUUUACCGACUAAUCAACAAGCCAAUUCGGAGCUUCGAUGUAUUUUUUAUUUUGUUAAUUUCCUCAUGUUUUUGUUAUUAACCGAACUUGUUUCAUCGAAUAGUUCAAACCCUCAAAAAGCUGUUUAAAGCAAGUUCAUAAUAAAUACACGAUUACUUUUGUUUAUAAUUGUAUUACUUUACUAAAGUAAAAAAUAAUAACAUUACUUUCGUUAUAAUAAUCACAUUUUUUUAUGUACGUUUAUCUGAACUUGUUCGUCAAUAAUAUUUGACAGAAUUAAUGUUUAAUUUUGCGUUCCUUAAUUCGUGGUCCUGUAUUUUAUUUUAAAAUAACACAAACUAUUUACAAAUAGGAAUUAAUUUAUUCUUGAGUUUUAUCGUCGUCUUGAACGUCUUUGCAUGACAAUUGCGAAUAAUUAAAAAGUCAGUCACUGGUAUUUAUUCCUUCGUAUUAUAAAGUCCAAAAUGAUAUUUUAAAUGGAUAGUGUAUUGUAUAUUUAUAUUACACAUAUUUAUGAGAGUGAGAUUAAAAUUAUAAAAUUAUUAAAAUUGAUUGAUUGUAUACUUAGCAUUUCUGUGACAAGUUUUUUAUCAUGCUAACCGAUUAUGUUAACUUUGCGUUGGCGGUCCGCUUGACCGUACACGUUUAAAAACACUUCCCUUUUAAAUUGAUUCAUAACCGUUUAACUCGAUCAUCUAUGAAAAUCAUGUCGUUAAAAAUAAGAAAAAUUAAAAAUUAAUAAGUAUAUAUUUUCCCAUCGAAAUUUACGCAAAUUAAUUUAUAAUUUAUUUUAAUUUUAAAAAAAUUGUUCGUUUACGUUGUGAUUUCGACCGAUUUAUCUUGCAGUUAUACAUUUUCUCUCAUAUAGUUUAUUUUUCGUAUCUUUUAAUUCGAUGAACAAUUAUUUUUCCUGAAAAUUUAAGACUGCAGUUAAUAUCGUUAGUUUAAUAAUAUUUUAGCGUCCUUGACGAUAGUAUUUUCUUCUUUUAAUAAUUUGUCUAUGGUAUUUAUGAAGUUCGUUACAACGGUUUGAAGUUUCCACGCGUGAUCUCAAUAACUGUUUAUCCGAUGUCUGCUUUGGCUUGCACUUUUCCUCCAGCAUGUAGGUAUAACGAUGUUUGCUUUCGAGGACGUUUAACGCAACGAAGACGUAUAUCGCACGCUCGACAUCUUGAUUGUCGUCUGAAACUUUACGAUCUGAGCCCGAACAAUGAUCGGUUCUCACUUCGUCCGAUUUCGCGGUAUGUUUCCUUCUUACUUUUCUCCCGAAACAGUGGCGCACCCAUCUGCAGUAUUCUCUUUUCCGAACGGCGAAGCGCUUCUUGUUCGUCGAAACGUCUACGGCGAUUCGACCGCGUUCCGGUCCAACGGCGUCUACAAAUUAUUAUUACGAUUACAAUAGACGGGUUACGAGUUUAUCGCUUCAGCGGUUUUUAAUAAGUCGUCCGGGCACGGCUUUCCGUUGUCUACAAUAGCGCGAUAAACGAUUGUUAUUAUAAACAUUGGCCGGUUCGUAAAAUUACAUAAUUACCGCGUGCACUAUAAAAAGUAAUAACUGCAACAGACGAAUAAAUCGUCUCGGAAGAUGAAAUUUAAUUUCGACUCGCACAGCGAGCAUUUUAAUGCGGACGGUGUACGGACCGGACGAGAACCCGGCGAAACAUCGCGAUUCGUGUUCGUCCCGCCAACGCGCGCGGCGAUCGUAAUAAUAAUAAUAUUAUCGACUAGUAAUGUAGGGUAUAAAAUCGCUUCGAACGAUUUAUUAUUAUUAUUAUUAUUAAAAACGCGUUUGUGAAUUAUUUCAUUUCUCGUUUGAACAAAGAGGAUACCGAAAAAAAUAUAAAAAAAAAAAAAAAAAACAAUACAUUUAAAUUAAAUAACCAGCCUCGAAAAAUACCCGAUAGUCUUAUACAUCUCGUAUACAGGUAUUGUAUUAAAAUAUUACGUUGGAUACAGAAACGGAAUUCCCGAACGAUUUUCGGUUGAUAUUACAAAGCUGAAUAUUAUUAUUACUACGUCUAUAUAAUACAACGUAUACACCCAGUUAUUAUGCAUUUUCCAUCGCGCAACGUCAGAAAAAUGUGGUCAUCAUAAUUUAUAUUACAGAAUCGUCGACGAGGACCAAUAUUAUAGGUAUUUGAAUAUAAUAAAUAACGUAGUUGUUGAAUUUUUAUUUAUUUAUUUAUUUUUUUUUUUUUUAACGUUUUUAAGGAGGCGAAAUUAUUGUUCGGAAAUACCGUUAGUCGUACGGAAUAAAUCAGCCGUUAAAGCGAAUACAAAUAUACGAUUUAUUUAAAUUUUGACCGCGGGGAAAAAAAAAAAAACCGUAUAAUUAAUGCAAAAAUUUGAUAACAAUAUUAUUACAUUGUAUUUCUCCCUUUCUUUCUUUUACGGUCUCAAUUGCCUUAGGCGUGUGUAUUCUCACUAACACGCGUUAUACCGAAAAUCAGUUUUGUUAUAUGUAUUCGAAUAUUCGUAUUUAAACACUUUUGAUAUACAUUUUGACAGAUGCAUUUCGAAUACUCUAAAAUAUUAUUAUUCCAGAAUGCAAAAUGCAUUCCAGUACAUUUGUUAAUGUCAUCGUUGUAUUACGUAAUAUAUUAUUACGUUAUCGAAGAUGCGCGUUCGUACUUGAUGGUUUUAAAAUUUAAUAUUUACUAAAAUGAUAUUUUGUAAUAGUUGUAAGAGUUUUUAAUAAGAUGUCUUUUAAUGUCCGUAUUCUUAUAACCAACUUCUUAUAACUUAUAACUCAUUUUAAUAACAUCUCAUUUAUCCAAGAUAAAGUCAACCUAACAAACUCAUUUACUUAUAUACCUAAUCAAAUAAUAAUGCUAUUAUACAAAAUUUGAAAUUUAGAAGUUAUUUAAUGCGGACAUUUUUCAAAGCGUAUAAUUCUAUAUGUAUUGAUCGAAAACAUGCUUCUAAAAUAUUUUUAAUAAGUAUUUGCAUUUAUAUCUAAAUACAUACUGUUAUAAAGGAAAAUAUUCGAAUAGAAUUUAAACAAGUAUUCAACAACGUAUUCUGAAUACGUUUGAAAACAGUUUUCCUAACAAGAAUUGCUACCUGGAAAUUGAUAAUAUGAUUGUACUGUUGGUUUGGAAAAAUAGUCUUGAGUCAUAGUUAUUAUAUAUGUCUUAUUCUGUUCAUUAAACGAAUGCAUUUUUUUCUUCUAGAUAUCGAUAUAUUUUUAACUUAUGUCAAUUUAAGCCUUCUAUGAUAAUAUUUGAAUAAUUCUAUAUACACUUAUGUUCACAAAAUGUUAAAAGGUUACAGUAAGUAAUUAAUAGCAAAUUAUCGAAUUAUAUGAAUUUAAGACAUAGAAUGUAAAAAAGCAUAAUGAACGGUCAUAAGGACUCAAUUUAAAAGUCAUAAAAUAAUAACGAUGUAAGUGCAUUUAUCUUGUAGGCACUGAUAUCUUUUAUCUUUAAUUCCUCAAUAUUUACGUCGUUAUAAUAUUACCAUAUCAUUGUUUGGCGUGGAAACCUAAUAAUACGAACGUCUGAAGUGGGGGAGUAGAUACACAUAUUUGAUUUUAAACAUGCAAUUCGUUUUUGUGCUUGAAAAUAUACGAAAUCGAUUUAAGCAUUUUUCUUGAUAUCAAAGACAGUGAAAAUAGAGAGAUAUUUUUUUUCUACAAUAAUACUAUAAAUAUUAUAUAUAGUUUUCUUUCCAGUUGUUCACAAGGUUCGCACACACAAUGCAUUUUAAUCGACGACCUUUUAAUGUACGUAUUAUUUUUAACGGUAUUAUAUUUUUUUUUUUUUUAUAUAAAUAUUUAUUUGCUGGCACUCUCGGAUCCUUGUAGUGAACCGCGACGUCAUUGUGAUGUGUAAAUACCAAUCUGGAAUCCGAAAUUUUAAUUAAAUGUAAAAAAAAAACCCGCUCUUUAAUAGUUCGACAAAACGAUAAAAAAAAUAACAAAUUUAAAAAAUGACCGUACAUAUUAUUAUUAUUAUUAUUUGUACGUGUACUCGCUGGACGCUGUCUUUUUUUUUUUUUAUUUCCUCGUAAAUCGGUCGGUGGUUUUUAAAUUUUCUCGUUGUUUAUACGUGUACACACCACACACUGCACUACAAUGAUGCAUGCCUACGAACCGAAACGCAUUCAACUCAUUUUUAUAAUAUUACUCGAAGCAUAAUAUUUAAUGACGUUAUAAUAUAUUAGACACUAAUACCUAAAAUCAAUGGCGUACACAUAACUUAUGCACGGAGCCAUCGGGGGCAAACAAGGACAUAUUUAGGCUCCCUAAAGAAAUCCCAUUUCGGUCCAUGUCUUUUCGGCUGAAAUAUUUCGUGUUAUCUUUCGAUUGACAGCAUUACACUGUAUAUGCACACCACCGGGGCAGACAAACGGGAAAAAUAAUAUUUAGUAUUUUAGUACCUAUACAUACACGUUAUAUAGGUAUUGACCGCGCCAACAAGACGGGUUCAAAACCGCACUACGGGUCGUCUACCGCCGUUUUGUAGCCCGCAUGAUAAACCGUAAUACAUAAUAACAUACGGUUAGCAAUAAUCAUUUUGGUUUUAUCGGUGAAAACCGAAAAUUAUUGUUAUUUAUGUACACGGUGCCCGCGUCUUCGCGGACGUAUAUGAGUUUGACUCUGUAUGGCCACGUGCAUAUGAAAUUAAUUCACCAUCCCUAGAAUAAUUUUUAACUACACGCAGUAUCGUAUUUUCAGAAAAAAAAAAAAAAAAAUGUGUCCAGUGGCUCAUGCAGCCCAUCAAUUGUAAAUAUAAUAUACAGUAUUACAAAAAUAUGAUUCUACUGCACUACCCGCAUAACGGCUGCAAACGACGGUAUUCUGAUAUAUUAUUAUAAUUGUUUAUUUUUUACGAGAUAAGAUCAAAAAAAAAAAAAAAAAACGAUUUCUAAUGUCCAUUGCAUUUAGUCAAAAAAAGGAAUGCCGGUAUGAGUCGUACAGAAGAUGCGUUCCAAAUAAGUUUUCAUUUUUUGUGUGUACGUAUAAGCCUCAAAGUGUAUACAAUAUUUUUAAAAGAAAUUAAUAAUCGGAUGUAAAUCCUUAUUGCUGAAUAAAAAAGACACCCAUUGAAAUUCAAAGUAUUAAAAUCAUUUACCGAAAUUUUUUUCUACGUUUUAUAAAAAUAAAAGGGUUUUAUAUAAUAUAAUAAGAUGAGUAUUAAUGAAAAAAUUGUAAAUUAUGUGUUGUACUAACAAUAAUUAAGCGCCCCCGUAAAAUUCAAUUUAUGAGGAAACCCACACGGAACAAUAAGUGCUUUCAUUAUUUUUUAGUAAUUAGUAUUAUUCUAGUAGUUUACGGCAUUAAUGCCAUAUACUUUGGUUUUUGGUUUUUUGUUGUAAAUCAGUUUGAAAUUAUCUUAGAAUACUAGCAUUUUUAAAUAAAAUUUAUAUUAGGUUUUUUUUUAGACGUGGAAAAAUGUUCGAAAUAUUUUGCCGAGUUUUGAGCUAUUUAUAGACAUAUUAUAUUACGAGUUUAUUUGAUUAGUAGGUAUAAUUGUUAAUAUAUCAAAUCCAACAAUAACAGUAAUAUUUUGAUAAAAUGUGUUGACCAAUCAAAAAUUCUUGAAAAUUUAACUCGAGGUUUAUUAUAAGAUAUACUUUAACGUUAAAAAAAAAAAAAAAAAUAGAUGAGCCCUAACGUAGUAGUUUUUUUCAUACGAGUUUUAAGAUGACAUUUUAUGAAAAUCGUAAAAACUACGGAAUUUCGGAACAUGUAUGCUUGAACUUCGCUCAGAAUCGUAUUUCGUUAGCAAUAGUUUACCGUUACGAAUAGGUAUUAAAUAACUUUAUACAUCCCACCUACAACAGUGGCGUAACUGUCAGCACUAUAAGCUAUUUUUUUUUAAAUAUUGAACUGCGUACAGACAAUGACGGCCACUAACUUAACAAAUCUUACUACCCGUCCUCCUUUUAUUUAAUAGUUCGGACAGCGUACCAAGAUUGUAGUAGACACUGUUAAUAUAUUUGUCUUACACAAAAUCAUCCCCUAAAGAUCGGUCAAAAUCGAGCAUCAUAUCAUUUAUAUCGUAUCUAUCAACUUUUCACAUAUGCUUGAGCACCGUUUAGAAUACAACCCUAUGUUCAUAUAUUUUCGAACAACCAUCGCCUAUGACAUGCGUGACACAAUUGAUACAUUUUAACCAUAAUUUGGGACGGCACUGCAGGAAUUAGAUAAAUGGUGACGACUACGGUUAUCUAGAAUAUUUCGAUGUAAAACCAGACAAUCGCUAACAGUGUUAUAAACCGGUAUCAUUUAUCAGUUAUAAUUUUUUUAAAGUUUUAUUCAACAGACGGAAUAAUUUAAGAAAAAAAAUCAAAUUUGAUUUAAUUUAGUAUUCUAAUAAUUUAUAACGGAACCACGUUAAAUUAUUUUUUUAUUACUAAUGGAGAAAAAAUACUUAACCCAAUACGUCUCCACAAAUAUUAAAGUUUCAAUCAUAAAUACAAGUACGAAGCUAAUCGUUCCGUUUUAUUCGGUUGAACAAUAAGCAAUUAUUAGUUUAUAUUAAAUUAAGCAACGAUAUGGAAAUCGAAUCGCUAUUAUUAUUACGGUCAAAUUGAUUUCGAAUUGCGUCAUAACAAUAUCGUCAGGUCACCUUUGGCAAUUUAUUAUCGGAACGCAUAUUUAAAACGAGUGCGUAAGAAAGUCUAAAUUGCAUUUAUCGUUAUUUGAUCGCAGUAAUAAUUUUUUAAAUUCUGGGCGUAGCAAGGAAUGUGUUUUAUUACGUGUGCUUUCUUUUGGUUCUUUUUCAGAGUUUAAAAUAACCUUAAAUACCAGUAUUUUUUUUUUUUUUUAUACGCGUGUCCAAUGUUUUGAAAAGCUUAUAGUCCAAAUUUCUAUGGAAAACUUGAAAAACGCAGAAAUCCGAAAUAUUUUUAUAAUCGAUCUACGCUCAGAAUCUUUUUUCGUUAGCAAUAAUUUAUCGUUGCGUACAGGUGUCACAAAUUUGAUUGUUCUUUAUAAGCUAAUUCGAGUAUUUUUGAAUUUGUUCAGUUAUUAUAAUUAUUAUAGACAAUAUGAGCUCAAAUGUCUUAAUUUCUGCUUAAAAUAAAAAAUAUAUAUUGUUUCCUGCGUGAACAUAGACGCUUCUGAGAUUCCAACUUAUUCUAACCCGACUAAAAUGUUAUUACACGAUAUUUUCCUAACCAGAAUAGAGUAAUAUCACGAAUAUUUUCAAUUCGGAGAGAUUACAGAAUAUCGUAAAGAACUCUGAAACAUUAAAAGUCGAUUUCCAACAGUUUCGUAUUUCGCGACGCAAUAAUAUUAUACUCAUCCGGUGGCGCGUUCCACCGAUUAUUAUAAUAAUAUUGUUACAUUCGACACGAGCAUUUCAAUUUGCAAACUUUUUUGAUUUGUUUAUAAUUGUAAUGUACGAUUCGAAAACCGAGUACUCGUACACUCGUAUUUAUUAUAAAACAAUGCGCCGCCGCCGCCGCCGCCGGUCGUUGGUGCUCGACGUUCGGCGGCAAAACGACGGGGUUUAAAAAUUAAACAGAUCCGUAAAACUUUUUAAUCGAAACGGCUAAAGGUAUACGCGUGUAUAUAACGCGAUACAAUAUAAUAUUAUUACGCGACUAUACGGGGAAUAUUAUAUUAAUAUAUACCCACUUUAAAAAUGAUUACAGCCGAUUCCGCGGGCGUAAGGAGACGGGGUCGCGAGAGGCGGCGGCGGAGACGGGGGUAAAAUCUGCGAAUAAGAAAUCCAUUUCGUUUCGCGCGCGGAAGUUCAACGCAGUUGUUGUUUGUCUUACUUACUCUCUUAUUAUUGUACAUUAUUACGAGUACCUAUAUAUGUAUGCAUAUAGUUUCUCGACUCCGUAUAUUACGAAGAAAAUUACAUUGUUCGGCGUGCCUUAUAAUUCGAGAACGGGGAGUUUUAAAUGUGUGUGUGUGUGUGUGUGUGUGUGUGUGUGUAUUUACACGCGCGUAUUUUCAUAAUUCGGUCAGACGCGAAAACUUCGCGAAAUUUCGAAACCGAACAACGGUAAUGUAAUUUUUUACGCGACCGAGUCGGCUCACGUAAAUAUUAUGCGUGUACCGUAUUAAAAGUAUUAUACAGAGGACUUUCGAAGUCACUUUGUUUGUUCUAAGUGGUGCCGGGUUAUAACCCGAUAUAACUCGGCGUCGGUAACUUUUCACAUACUUACACGUACCUAAUUUUUUUUAAGUUCCUCAAAGCGGUUCACGUUUUUUUUUUCUUUUUCGUUCGAUACACCCGACCCUCCUAGUAUUUGUUAAAUAUACGCCGACACCGAGCUCUAACAUUAUUAGUACCUAUUAUACUUUUCUCGGCGAACCAAUCUAUCAUAAUAAACGUUGGACGGGAGGAUAAAAUAUUAUAUAUAGAGUAAUUGAAGAGGUGGAUGUCGACAAGCUGACAUCUCCAAAUUACGAAAAUGUUCAGAAGGGAUUAAAAAUUAUUUUAAAAAAUUGAAGAUGUCUGGUUGUUGAAUUAGAAAAUGUAACCAAUGGUGACAAAAAAAAAAAAAAAAUAAUAUAUCACGCGAAUGGUUUUAAAUAUGUGUAUUAGUAUACACAAAAUACAGUUAUAAAAUACAAAAGAAGUGAUUUCACAAAUAAAUACAAUGUGACCAAUUUCUGAAAUAACACAUCUUCGGAGAUGUCUUGUUACUGCAAAAAAAAAAAAAACACGUAACCAUUUGUAUUUUAUCUUCGUAUUUAACAUUUCGAUUUGUCUUAUUGUUGCCCUAAUCGGUGGAGAUAUAUUUUUUUUCUAUAAGAACGUACAAUAAAUUGAUUUUUGAAAAAAAAAAAAAAAAACACGAAAUUUCGGGCUUGUUUCACUCACGACUCGUCCUUUAAUUUAAUUUAGAUCUGUAAGUAACUAAAACAGUAACGACCAGAGUGUUAUAAAUAAUCGUAUAUUUUUCAUUUGUCGUCUAAUAGGUUACCUAAUCCGUAAAUAAAAAAAAAUUAAAUUUUUCCCUAUUUAUUAAAAAAAAAAAAAAAAAAAAAAAAAAAAAUUGUUCGCACAGAUUUGAUCAGAAAUGCUAUUAGACAUUUUCUGUAACNCGUAUAUUUUUCAUUUGUCGUCUAAUAGGUUACCUAAUCCGUAAAUAAAAAAAAAUUAAAUUUUUCACCUAUUUAUUAAAAAAAAAAAAAAAAAAAAAAAAAAAUGUUCGCGCAGACUUGAUCAGAAAUGCUAUUAGACAUUUCCUGUAACGUUUUUGAUUGGAACAUAAUUUCUAAUAAAAAAAAGUCGUUUUAAGAUAUCACAAAAAAAAAAAAAACCAUCAUAGUAAUAAAACCAAUACGUUCCUCGCUCAGAAUCUGGAAAUUAAGUUUCACUUGGAAAAAAUUAAUCGUACAACUAUAUAUAACAUUAGGUGUUAUAUGUUUGUUAUGUUUUCCGGUAUCUACGUUAUAUAAACUUUAUAAACGUAAUAAUUAUAAUAUUUGUCCGUUCGAACAAAUGAUAUAGUUGUCGCCUAUUAGAAUGUUAAGAAAAAAUGAAGAAAAAUUAUUAAGAAUAUGCGUACGCAUAAUGAUAUGUAAACGAAUUAUUGGCCCGGUGCACAGCCGCGUAAAUUGAUUAAAGUCACGAAACGACUCGCGCACACACGCGCGGCCGCAGCCUGUGCAACAAAUCGUUAAAGAGGAAAAUCAAAUUUCAACAUGCGAGAAUAUUGCAUUCCGUUUAAACGGUUUUUUGACAAAAAAAAAAAAAAAAAAACAAACAAACUAUACAAUACAAUACAACGCGCACUACCAUCGUGGAAUUCACCGCUACGGUACCUAUUAUACAGUAUGAUGUACCUAAAGGCAUACGUGUACGAGGUAUCCCACAAACGUCAUAGCAUGUAAUAUUAUCGUAUGAUGAUAAUUAUUGUUAUUGCUAUUAUUGUACGAUAAAUCCGGCGUUAAAUAAGGAAUAUCAAAUGGCUGCGGCGUUUUUUUUUUUUUUUUUUUUUUAAUACGUCGUGUGUCUAAAGCCUAUAAAUUUUCAUAAAUAAACAUAUUUGAAUAAAACGUAUAUAAAUAACGUCGUGUUUUGUUUUUUUUUUUUUUAGAUUCCCAGUGUACAUUUACAGCGAGAAAGCAAUUAUUAUUUCCUAGUAAUAUCGCCGUAGUUUUUGAAAUGAUUUGUGUGUGUUUUCCCUUCGGAAAACACCUUCAAAAACGAAUCGGAAAUUCUUGUUAAACAAUGUUUUUUUUUUUUUGUUAUAUAUAUAUAUGCGCAUGGAAUAUAAUAUACUCUAACGGAAUCUCAUUUCGCGUUUCGUAUGUUCAAUGACGAUUCGAAUGUGUAGUGUUUUGUUUUUACAAUCAAAUAUAAUCUUCCGACGAGGUUGCCUUUGAAACGUCGUCGUCUACACGUUGAAUAACAGAUGUUUUGCGUGAUUUUAAAAUCAUUUUCGGUUGUUUCAAGUGAACGCGUUUUUGUUAAAUUGUCCGUUUUGGCCAGAGACGACUCUAAUGAAACAGGCAGCCUCUUAAAUGUAAAAAUGUUUGUCGAAUUACAACGCGCAUUGUUAAUAUUCAAGUUAAGUCAUACAGUCAAAUCGGGUGAAAUAAUAAUAAUAUGCGUGGUAAUCACACCAUCGCGAUAGCGAAAUUAAAAUAAUUGAUAUAUUUUCCCACAACGCGCGCCGUGAUUGGAUAGGAUUUUUUUUCCACCCGUGAUUAGUAUUUUUGCCACGAUGAUAACCAGUUUGUAUAAGUUCCUUAUCGACUCGGCGGUACAGUAAAACGUCUUGAUAACGGAAUCGUUCGGUGCCAGCACAUUUGUCCGUAGUAAUAAAAGAGUUUCCGUUACGGAGGGGACUAAAAUAUACGGGAUAUUGGUUAUGCGGUACUGUUUGUUGUUUUCCGUUUUAAGGAGAUUUCCGCCUUAAAGGGGGUGUUCGUUACAAUGGGGUUUCACCGUAUUACAUUUCGUAAGCGUAAAUUAUGUCGAUAGAGUCAGAACACAUAACUGCUAAGGAUAUAGAUCAGGUAAAUAUACAAAUCGCACUCCCGUCGUCGUUAUUGUGCGUCACACGUCGCGUGACUUAAUGACAAACUCAAAGGCUCGUCGCGGGCAAUAGGUAAGUCUAACGUUAUAUUAUCAUGUGCACACUGUAUCGCGCGAUACUAAUUUAUACUACGAUAAUAUUAUAUACGUGUCGUGUGCGCACGUGCGUGUACCGUAUACGGUGUGAUAUUAUUAUUAAUUAUUUAACGGGUGCUGGUGCCUACCUACACGGACUCCGAGAGUGUUCUACGUGAAACUUGAUUUGCGUACGAAAAUCCGCGGCCGAAAUCCCACCAGAAAUAAUCCCGCACGAACAAAAUAACGCGAAAACACAGAAAACGGAAUUAUUAAACCGAAUUUUCUUGGUAACUUUUCGUUCACAUCUAAACGCCGUUAUUUGUUCGAGGGAAUCCUUCAGAUGCAUUUUUGAAACAAUCCCGCAUAGAAAAAGCACACAAAGAACUGCGCCGCUUGCUGGACCUACGAUUAUCCUGAAACCCUAUUCAAGUAUAGUAUCCUCGGAGUAAUUGAGCAGGGAAGUGAGUUCUGGUUCGUUUUAUUCGUAGUUUUUUUUUUUUAGUAUCUUUAUAAAAAUAGCACAAUUUAACUAUCUCAAAAGCAAAAGAAUAUCCGUAUUGUUGAUAGAAAUGACAACAGCCGGUCAUAUAAAAAAUAAGAUAAUUUUCGGUACAUCCUAAGACGGGUUCUAAUAAAUGCGAAGGAAAAUUUGUCCAUAAAAUCCGUUUACUUUGUAAUUUAUUUCAUUCUGUUUUUGUUUUUUUGUUUCCCGGGAUUUUAUCUUGACACCGUGAAAUUGGCACUGCGAAUUCGUCUAAUCAGUUCAAAAUCGGUGUCGAUAUUUCGCUACUAAUUUUCAACAAUUUCAAACUCCAAUAAACAAAAAAAAUGUAUACAACACGUUAACAAUUUGUUUAACGACAUCAGAAUAAAUUACACGUGGUGGCGCACGCAGAUGACGUAGUGAGAAAAUAUGCGGGGCUUCGUCCGAUGAAAGAACGUUCAAAUCCUUGUAUCAUGAUUUUACAAUUUACUUUAUAUUCCGUUUUCGUUUGUAAUGCGAAAGUAGAUCCGGAUCGCGGUAGCUGGUAAGUGGCAACGCGCAUAAUCACGUAAUAUUAUUAUUUUUUAUGAAUGUGUUGUAUCGCAUAAUUGCUAAGUAAAUAAAUAAGAAAAUUAUCAGACUUUUUAAAUCGUAACACGAUCGCGUCACUUUUAAUGAUAUUUAAUGAUCAUAUAUUGCACGUCAUCCGGGUAAAGUCGCGAAGGUGACUCGGAAAAGUAUUUACUAUUUAGGUAUACGUAGUACCACCGGGAGAAUUAACAAUCGCCCCGAUGACGUACCUAUAUACGUACUGUUAUACAGUCGCCUCCCGAGGACAGGUCAGUUGGGCAUGGCCGGUUUUCCGGUCAGUUACAGGUGACUAAUUUUUAUACGGAUCGACCAAUCGUAGGUAUGUAACCGAAACGGGUCGGUUCUAUAAUAGUUGCCUGCACCCAACCGCCUGCAGGUAUUGAGUAAAUAGAAAUACUGGUUCCGAAAACGGUUUUAAACAAAAAUAUACCGGAAUUUUCGUUUGCAGUUUGCUUUUUCAGGAAGAUCUAUGACAAUAUUAAUUCCGAGUGCGUAAUUCCAUCAUUCGCGUAUAACAGAACAAUAACAAUAUACCGAAAAAGUCAAAAGUGAAAUUUUCGUAUUGUAUUUUUCGCUGAAGUUUCGUUUUUGGGUCGCUUUUUUUUCAGUAAUUUCGUUAUUGGGACCAAAAUACGUUAUGUUACAAUGCCUUUUUAGAAUGACAUUUUCGGUUUCUAAUUUUUUUUUUUUUUUUGUUAGGCACUUUUCGAUAGGUUAUUCCCAAGCAUACGAACGCGGGCCCGACAAUAUUUUAAUACUGUAACAUUAUUCUACACUAUCGUUAUAAUAUUACAGACGGCAUUUUUUACUGGCGGCAGUCGGCCAGAGUCUGCGACGGCUGACGAAAUAUCAUAAUCUCUCAGAGGGGUUCUCCGUCGCAUGCGAGGGGAUUCGCGUUAAUACUCGCGUAUAUACGUAGUUUUCGUAUAUUAUUAUUAUUAUUGUAUCCUAUAAACUGCGCGAUGCGUGUAGAACGGUAUUAUUAUUCCGUCUUUAGUGUUCCCUUUAAAAUAUAACAAUAUUAUAAUGACGACCAAAAAUAAUCGCGCGAGGGGACGACGACGCGCACACGACCGCCGAUAUUCUGCAGCAGACGUCGCGACCUCCUGAGGCGAGACAAUCGGCCGAAAAGUUCCGCCAAAAUGCGCCGUGGCGUGUAAAUCGGCAGCACGACGAUUAUAAUAAUCGUAUACCUAUUGUUACGACGUUAAAAUAAUAAUAUUCUCGUUAUUACAAAAACAUUAUAUUUUAUUCCUCUAACGACCGGAAUGAUAUUAUACCAAACGGGGUGUUCGACCCUCGAUAGGACACUCGUUAUUUCAGAGAGUGUUUUCUUUUUUCGGAAAACUUAUGAAACGAGUAUAGGUUUCAAUUUGAAUAUCAAAAGUGAGUAGCGGUUUCAGCACCGAAAAUACGGGUGAUAAAAAAAACAGUUAUAUAACACAUUAUAGCUACUUGAUACAGAAGUUGUCAAAAAAAAAAAACCAAUACAAAUUAGUAAUUACUUCCCGGGAUAGUGAGUGUAUUAUCGAGGAUUUAUCCGCACAUGCCUGAGCAGCAUAAGUGAAUAGUUUUCCGGCUUCAGCGCGACGACGUAACUAUCUAAAUUUGUGACGAAAAGUUUUUAAGGGCUUGGCCGUUUCGAGUGUAGCCAUGCACAAAGAAAAAAUAAUGACGUGUCCAAUUUUCGCUCAAUGUACGCGCAAUAUAAUAUAAUAAUAUACUCGUGUAUAUUUUUUUUUUACGGCUGCGUGAUCCGUCCAUCAUGGACUAGCGAUUUUUCGCCGAGGAUAUUUUGUGAAAGUCAGAUUUCUAGUUUUUGUCUCAGCCAUUAUACCAGAAUAGGUUUAGGAUUUAUUUUGAAUACACAAUUAUCAAGUUUUUACUUCUGUCUUCUACUAUCGUUAUACAUCUUAAACGAUUAUACACUUCGAUUUUCAAGACGGGGAACCCUUCUCCGCCUUUUUAACAGACAUUCUCGUGGAUUCUCCCAGAAAAUAUCGGAACUGCUUUUUACGAGUUGUAAGUUCAUAGCAGUUUAAAAUUUAGACCAGAGGAGUAGUACAAUAUGCAUAAACAUCAUAUCCGUCUUUAGACGGUAAAUUUAUAGCUCUUAUUCCCGACGCCACCGGUCUAAACCGUAAAUUGUUAUAAUUCAUAAACGGUAAAUCCGAUAGGUAUUAUAGUGUUAUGCGUAUCAAAAUGUAUUAUGGAAAAUUAUUCACUACCCAUUCGAGUCUGUGUUUAAAUUAGAGCUUUCAUGUUAUUAAGUGAAUAUUCAUGUAAGGUAUAAUAAACGAUUCCGUAAUGGUUUAAAGCGGAAAUAAAAUUCACUUAAAAUCCUCCUAGAAUAUCGUUGGUUUGUGAUGAAUGGUUAAUUCUGUAUUAUACAGCAGUACGAUUAUCGGUUUUUCGGGUUUAAAUAUAUUCUGUCCGAUGAUUUUGUAUUUAAAUUCUGUUUUCAGAAAUUAAUAUAAGACCAAUAGUAAAAUACACGUUAUUUUAGUUUUUAACUCACUAUACAAUGCGCGUUUUUUGAUUUUCUUUGUAGUUAUCUUAAUGAACAGAAAAAACUGUCGAUUUUUGUUGAUUUUUAGGUUUCCUUGACGACAAGGAGACAAAAUAUACGACUAAUAUUAUACUCUGUUGAGAAUCGUUUUUCGUGACCGACGGUUUAUCGUCACGUACACGUAAAAAUUAAACUACUCCGUCUAUUAUGUUCUCUUCCAACGUUCCUCCAAAAACAGUAGCACACCCAACAGCAGUAUCAGCAGUUUUUCUGUCGGUUAUUGUUUGUUUCACUACAGCGGUAUAAAUAUUGUAACUUAUAUCUAAUAUGUAUAUAACUAAUAUGUAAUAUCAAUCGAAAAAAACGACUCACGAUUAAUCGAUCAAUCGCACAUUCGAUUGGUAUUGUUUAAUAAGAACAAUCGAUCGUGAAAGAAAAAACAAUCGACCGCCCCUAGGCACACUCAUCGAUACCUGCAUAACAUAAUUAUCAUUAUUACGCGUUUAAAAAACGCACGUAUAAAUAACAAACUCGAAAAACGGUAUUUGGCGAGACGUUGCCACAUCUCGUUAUGCAUACGAUACACUAGCGGUACGUACCGAUUCUAUCACGGACACGGUAUCGAUUUAUAAUAGGAUAUACAAAUAUUAUUCAAAUUUUUUUUUUUUUUUCCAGAAACGUUUCGUCGGUAACGAACGACCGCCACCGCAGUCUGACCGACUGUUCUCGUUCGGACGUGAUUAUGCUGGUAUGGUAAGUAUAUUAUAAUAAUAUUUCGGCAGGUGCAAUUAUCAUAUAGACAGACCGCGAACGGGGCGGAUAUAUAAUCGUAUACUGUAUAAAAAAAACCACGAAAUCGUAACGUAGAGGGGGCUCGCUAUGGGUGCAUACUCGGUCGAGGACGAGGGGAGUUGACUAUUUCUACGUUCCCUUUAAACUCCUCCCCACCUCACGCGGUACACGUGAAACUAUUAUACUAUACAGUUUUGCCCGUGAGAUCAUUAUAAUAUAUUAAAAAAAAAAAAAAAAAACACCUAUGUAUACAUACGCGUUGACGUGAGUUUUUCGGACGAAAUACGAAAAAAAAAAACCCGAUGUAACAAUUACUAUAUUAACAUAAUAAUUAUUGUUGUGCGCCGAAAUUUAAAAGUUUUUAAACGGCUGUAUAAUUUGGCGAGGAAAUUACCGUGGAAACGGAACCGUGACCACCUGCGCGUCUGCCUGUCUCGUUGUGCAACGGCGUAUAUAAUAAUACACAGAAUUAUAAUAUACAAAUAAUACAAAUAUAUAAAUAAUAAUUUGCAUAUUUUAUUUAUUUUUUUAAACAAACAUCGUGCACGUCCUCGACGAACACCAUUACCGCGAGCCGCCUUCUAUUUGUAUACCUAACUUAACCGAUAAUGUUUUUAUAAUUUUUAUCCUUUAAUUAUAAUGCCGAACACACAUUCCGACGUAGUGAGGGGGAGGGGAGGACGAGUGUGUCAGUCUUCCUCUUGAUCUAUUCUUAUUAUCGAACAAACGAAAAUUUAAAUAUUAUUGAUAAUCGUAUUAAUCAAAUUUCGACUGUGAUGAGAAUUGUAUAACUAGAGUUUGAACGUUGAACCGGUUAAAAUAAAGCGAUAAAUCGAUAAAAACCCGAAAAGAAAAACGCGAAAGUAAAAAAAGGGCAAAAAACAUGUUAAAAAUACAACACAAUUUCGUCCACGAGCCUUUCAUAGUACGCGAAAUAAACUUGUAUAUGCCGUAGUCUUAUAUCGGACUAAUAGAAAAAAAAAAAAAUAUAUUACAGCAUCCGAACUCGGAUAUUGAUAACCAACGAGAACGUCGUCGUCGUAUUCGGUCGCGGUUAUUAUACCGUCGUCGCCGGGUUACAAAAUAUGUUUUAAAAUUAAAAAAAAAAAAAUAAUAAUAAUAAUCGCUUAAUCGUCAGAAACAAACUAGACGUUUCCGGUUUUUCGAGUUAAUAAGAGAGAGACGGCUGCGGUGAAUAGUAUCGAUAUUAAAAACACAUUGUUUUAAACAAUAUCAUCUAUUAUAUACACUGUAUAGCGAGUGUAAUAUUAAGAAAGCGAAUUCACAACACGAUACCUAUACGCGUAUACGCACCGAUCGUUAUUUUCGGUAUUAUUAUUUUUUUUUUUUUAAUUAUCGUUUUCGUUAAUUUAUUUAUUUUUCCCCUCUCACCGCCCCCCGGACUAUUCGAAUCGGACUGAAACAGGUGUACCUACCCACCGGCGGCGGCUGUCGUCCCGUAAUCCUCCCCCAGUGAUCUAUUCCUAUACUAACCUACACUGGCUGGCUUCUAUUACUGUCCGUGUACAUUAAGUAGGCGGUCUACCGGCAGCAGCUGUCCAAAUGGGUUUUUAAAUAGGUAUGUAUUUUUAAGAGCACUUUGACAUCGUAUAACAACUCGGAGAAUUCGGCGUUCCACACUAUGGGAUAUGGUGCAGUAGUAAUGGUCUCGAAAAAAUAAAAUAAAUAAUAGUUACGAUUUUAAACCGUAUUAUGCAAUUAUACCCUCUCGUGCCCACAAUAAUGCGUAAUAAUAUGCACAAGUUAGUAUUCGUGUUUAAACUGCGUUACGAUAUUAUCGAGAACUAUUGCGUUCCUUUUAUAAAAUAAUAUAUCAUUUCAUCCGAUUAAAAUAUUAUUGUAUUUAAAUUAUAGUUAUGUUAAGAGUUCGGAUUUAAAUACCCUAAAAACUGCCGGGAAAUGCUGUGAAAAAAUCACCUAAAAAUUCUAAAAGGUCCUUUACAAAUUGAAAACAGUGACACAAAUACAAAAUAAAAGUUUCAAUUUUGUCUGAGCCCUGGUAACUCACAAGAGUCGUUAAUAAAAAAAAAAAGAUAAACUAAUACGUUAUGGAACGGUUAACAAUUUGUAUUGAUGGAGAAUACCUAAAACAUAUUAAACCAAAUUUCUUGAAAACCAAAUUUCUUUCGAGUUAAUUUAUGUAUAUAUAAAAUAACAUGUCCUGACUGACUAACUGACCGACCGAUUCAUCAUCGUCUAGCCCAAACAACUUGACGAAUCGAGCGGGAAUUUGGCACACAGAUAGCUAUUAUGACGUAAACAUCCGCUUAGAAAGGAUUUUUGAAAACUAAACCCUCAAGGAGGUAAAAUAGGGGUUUUUAAGUAUAUUUGGUACGAAUAUCUAAUUACUUAAUUAUUUAUUUUCGUUUAUUCAAGGGUUUCUUUGGUGUUACGAAAAAGAAACCUAUUAUAUUUAUUAUUUUUACUACUAUUCACACUAAUAAAAUGUCACAAUAAAACACAUUUUGUCCACCGAAGGUGGACCACCCACGUUCCACCUAUUUGCUUUCAUUCAAUUCUGACGAGGCCAAAACCAAAAAUGAAUAUGGGUAAAAUAAUAAUAAUACAAAUUGGCACCGGCAACGCCGAGCGCGAGACAGCUAGUAAUGUAUAAAUACCCGUUUUAAACUAAAAAAAAAUUAACAAAAAUACUAAAAUAUGUUUUAAAAAUGCAAAAUAAGGGUUUCACUUUUGAAGUGUCUAACAGUUAGAUGAAUUGUACCUAGAAAUCAUGUUAUAUACGAUUUAUUUUAAUGAAGGUAUAUUAAAAUUGUAGAUGUAACAAAUUUACUAAAUACAUUUUUCUUUCGGGAAAUCAUUGUUGCCCCCCCUCUUUAAUAAAACGAUUAUAAAUUAGGAAACGUUUAUUUUUUUUUUUUUUAACCUCUUACCAAUAAAAAAAUCGUCCAUAUAUAGUUCAAUUUUUCUCGAAAAAAUUGCUAAUUUGGACAUUUGAUAUAGGUAGACAUUUUUUUUUUUUGUCCCGUAUAUUAACAUCUAAAUCGUGUGUUUAUCGAACAGAUAGCUGGAACACCGAAAACGAUAACGAAAAAUAAAACAAUAAUACAGAGGCGUUGACAAGCUCCUAGAGUGAAUAGUGGGGAGAAGGAGGGGCUGAAAAUAUUUCAAAAUGUGUGCACUAUGCGCAUACUCGUCCCACUCUUUAUUUCCAUUAAUAGGUACGUGACGAGUAUUAAAAGGCAUCACCCGUAAAUGUGAUAAAUUAUAAUAUACUGUAACCGGUUUACAAUCGUGGUUAGUACCUAACACAGUUUUAUUUCAAAACGGCCGAAUGAGUUAAUAAUAUUUGUAUUUAUAAUAAUAUAUAAUUAUUAAUAAUUAUGUUUUGAUGAAAGAUGACUAUACUUAUUCAAAUAUCUUCACGGGCUAUAAAAACGGGAUGGUAUGCAGAGUUAUCAAUCCGUCGCUCCUUCUCCCCCCCCCAAAAAAAAAAAAAAACCAAAAGUGUUAUAUUAAAUAUUAUUAUACUUUCAUUUUUUUUAUCGAAUUAGUCGAGUCAACGAGAAUGAAUAACGUUAAAUAAUUUGUUUUUUCUUCUAAUUGGCGAGAAUAUUUUUUGAAAAAAUCGUUUAAAUAUAGAACAUUCGAAGACGGUAAGUCAGUUAAAUAUUGCAUCCGUUUUUUUACAGGAUUAAUGAAGCGAACCGUUUUAUUACGCGCUCGUAUAUUUAACUACGCCACACCGCGAGAAAGAGAUUUAGAGCUGUUUGCGCGUUUAUUAAAGUCAAUCUUUCGUCGCAUUUGUAAAAGACGGAAAAAAAAAGACGUAAAUAUCAUAUUAUUAUAAAUUUAGCACACACGCAUAAUAAUAAUAAUAAUAAUAGUCUGUCGACAAACAAGUAGAUUUGUCUUCUUUUUUUUGUUUUUUUAAAAAAAGCACGCCCAUUUGAAUGAUUAUUCAUAAUAAGAACUUUGAAUGACUGCAUAUUUUACACUAAGAGUUAUAUACGGCCGCGAAUCCGAUGGGAUAUUAAUUUGCCGUACACGUAUUAUUAUAAUUUCUUUUUGGCACACAGGCCGUCGAGUGCUUUUCGCCUUUCGACGCGUACGCGUUUUAAUUAUUAAUAGCGUGUGCGGUAAAAAGUUUUGAAAAAAAAAUAAUAAGGCGAUCACAUGUAGAUCAUCUAUUGCUAACGAAAACCGAUUAUGAAUAAAAAUUUAAUUUUUACGUUUACGAUUUCCGUUAAAAUUUGAUCUUAAAACGUUUACACGACCACUGUGUACAACUAAUAAUGAAAUUCGUGUUGAAUUGACAAGCAUUUUUGUUUGGUCAAAAAAUAAUUGUCUUAUUCACUCAUAGUACCUAUUAAAUAAUAUCUAAAGAAAAAAAAAAUUCGAAAGCGUCAAAUGCCUACAAUGAGCUCAAAAAUCGCUGGAAUGUUUUAAAAAUGUAAUCACGCCGGAAAAAGUCUGAUAUAUCCGCUCCAUAAAAACCGUCUAUGAGACAUAGGCAUGUAGGGAAAUUCGUAUAUCCGUUAUUCCGUUAUCAGUGGCGAUCUCAGGAAUUUCCAUUGCAAAUGGAUAAUAUAUAAAUUAUUUGCGAAAUAAGCCGCAUGAAGACUACGCCCCUAAAGCCCAACAAUAAAUUAGAAUUCAACGUAUUUAGCACAUUACUUUAAUUAUGCUUCAUACAAAACGAAAUGCAUUUAUUUGAAUUCGUACAAACAUUUACAAAAUAUAAAAAAUACAUUUUCGUUAACAAUUACCAAUGUAAAAACAACCAACCGUAAAAUGUUAUCACGAGGCUACGAUUAGUAAUAAUCCUAUUUUAACCUAACAAUCUUUUAUGCGGUACUCAAAAAAAUAAUGACCAUGGGGGGAGGGGAUAUACUCCCCUUGAACGCGACCAUCCGAGUGUGUAUGCGUUGCUCAUUUUACGAGUAUACUGCAGAGACGGCCAUGAUAAUCAUAUGAGGAUCGAUUAUUCGUUCGGUACAUUAUUUUAAAGACAUAAAAAAUAUUGUAAUUAUUAUUUAACUUAAUGAUAUUACGAACCGUAUACUAGUUACAGUGGCUAUAGCAUUACACGACCGAACUGACACACAAACUAUACAUACAGAGUGAUUUUUUUUUAGCAUGAACCAACAAUUUUAUCGGAUGAUUUUAAGUGGAUUUGAUUCCAGUUGUUUUUUUUUUUUUUAAUCGUCAUAGAAUUCUUUAAACUUUUUUUUUUAAUACUAUUUGAAAUUUGUUAUCCACUUUGGAUAUUUAAAUAGAAUCACUUUCAGUCGUAGAUUUAAAUAGAAAACAAUUGUCUAGUAAUUUUGAUAUGCCUAAUUAAAUAGAAAUGUAUGCAGCAUAACAUCAAUAUCAUAUUUAAACCAGAUGAAUAGGGAAUAAUAUAAUAAAUUGUACGUUUAUUUUCAAAUAAUAAAUUGUUUGAUGUCAUAUUAGUGUUGUGCACACAAAACAAUGUCGAAAAGAAUAUUCUCCGUUUGAAUCUGCGAUUGAAAGGGGGGGGGGACGUUAUUUAAAAAUCCGAAGCAGACACUCAUUACAGGUAUAACAGGUAUACAGAUUAGGGAUGAAAAAUCAAAAGCGGUGUCGAAUAAAAACUCAAACGAUUCCGUAACGAUCGAAAAAAAAAAUCAAAUUCAAUUAAAAUUCUCCGAGAAAAUUGCCGGUUCGUAAUAAAACGAUCGCCCUAUAUAGUUGCGGUAUACGAAAUCUAUCGAAUUUUCCAUGGUCGAUAUUAAUGUUUUUUUUUUUUUCUUUAACAUAUAUGUGUAAAUAUUUACGCGGGUGUAUACAUACCUACAGUGUAUAUAUAUACACGUAUAUUAUCUAAUAUAUUUCGGAGAUCUUUUUUUAAAGAUUACGAGACUGUUGAUUCGACAGUACCUGUUGUAUGUAUGUAUAGGUAGGUAGGUGCACGUAAACUCGUUCUUUGUUUGUUUUGCUGUCCUUGACUUGGAAAACUCUCUGUUCACGAUCUCUCGCGUGUAUAAUACCUGCGGCCCCAUGGAAUUUUUACGAGCGAAUCUCCGCGCAGCGAGGAGGCGCGCGACUAUAUAAUAAUAUUACGCGUAAUAUACCUGCAGUAUAGUUCUCAAGGUGAGUUUUUUUAUUUUUUUUUUGUUUACCAGACAUUUUUGCCUUUCGCGAACCACGCAUCGUUCGUAAAAAAAAACCUAUAUUUCGUUAUUAUGUCCGCGCAAGUGCCCGGCGGUUCGGACGCCGAGGCUUAUCGAAAAUGCGCGCGUACUGUUUCGACUCAAAUCAUUUACGAUUUCAAACAAACUACGCGCGGGAAAGGACAAAAUAACACCGUACGUGUUGUGAAAAAAUAACUUUGAAUUUUCUAGAUAAGGUAAUAGUAAAUUAUAAUAUUAUCUUUUUACGCGGAUAAUCAUAGGUACUUCUAGCUACAAAGGAUGUCCAAAAUAUAAAGCACAACCCAAACGUCGCUCAGCAAUCCGUUUCAUUCGUCAAAAUCCGAACACAGUACUCACUUCUUCCAUUCUCAAAUCAUCGUCUCGCCCUCCCAAGGCUCCUUACGUCUCCGCUGCCGAUUCUAAUAAUGUCCCAUUGUUCAAAAACGCUAUUAAUUAUAGUCCUUUUUUAAAAUUUAUUUCGGAACCGUUCGCAUUAAUAAAUCCCUUAAUUUCCCUCAUUAUAGCCACACUGCAUUAACAACACAUUCCAUAGUCCAAUUAUCUCUACCACAAUAAUUUAAUCGCCAUAAUGUUUCUAUUCAUUGAUUAUGAUACCUGUUAUACAUUAUGAUUAUUUUGUAUUGAAAUGCAAAAUAUUUAAGCAUAUUUAAGAGCAUGUUAAUGACUUAUAUAUUUCCUAUGUACACGUUGUCAUGUCUUUCCGUUAUUUUAAGCGUAAUUGAUGGAACUAAUUGUUUUUUUACACAAAGUUCCAAUAAAAAGAAGAAAAAAAUAUACCGUUCACUAUAUACGUAGGUAUCAUCUAUUUGAUAAGCGUUCCAUAAACAUUCGUUGUAAUCAAUUUGCUUAUUGAUAAUUCGGAACGAAUAACAAACGUUUUACCGACAACACCGUUCACCACUACUCACUAUACACUCACCGCGCACAAAUGCAUUCAUUUAAAACCGCCGAAUACGACCGAUCUAAUAAAUAUUUGUAAAUUCGUCUGUUAAGUAACUUGUAACAUUGUCGUUUAAAUAAUACAUUAACAUUAUCGCGGUGAGCCGAUGUGUCUUUUUCCCGGUAUCCGAUAUCUAUUUUCGAUGUUUGAAAUUGAUAACUACUAUGAGCUAAUAUUGAAAUUAACCGAAUAUAUCGGUUGAAAUCCCGAUUUUUUAAUUAUUUUUCCAUAUUCCAGAGAUGUUAUAGAUUAUUUAUUCUCCCGAAAAUACCGGUGUUGAAAAAAAACCCACCAUCCAAUGUUCCGAAAUUCUCAAAAUCGGCCAAUAUAGUACGAUAUCGGCUUAUACCGGUACUCACCGCUCAUGGACGUUAUUAGUUUAUAAUUAAUACCGCCAUCAUUCGUCACUCGAAUGAAGUCAAAUACCUCGGUCUUACUUUUGACAGGCGCCUAACCGGGUCUCCGCAUCUUAAAGACAAGCGUAAGAAACUUAAUUCCAGACUAUAUCUGUUAAGGCCCCUCCUUCGUUCCAACCUAACCAUGCCCAUCAAAAUCAUUCUAUAUAAAACUCUUCUUCAACCGAUAUGGACACACGGUAUCGUUGUACGGGGCUCUACCAAGACCUCAAAUAAAAGAAAUAUACAAUCAUUUCAAAACAUCUGUCAACGAUUGAUCACUGGUGCACCCUGGUUCGUUUCAAAUGCGACCUUAAAUUCCGACCUCAAAUUACCUUCCACCAAUGAAACUGCUGCUACCUACAACAAACGCUUCCGCGCCAAACUUCAAUGUAAUCCCAACCAACUAAUUAACGAUUUAGCUUCACUAACACUUCUUG
Cinara cedri is the source of this 26309-nucleotide messenger RNA. Lineage: Eukaryota; Metazoa; Arthropoda; Insecta; Hemiptera; Aphididae. The record is from the annotation of a GenBank genome assembly.